Messenger RNA from Triticum aestivum (bread wheat), 1107 nucleotides. RefSeq names its product predicted GPI-anchored protein 58. The transcript is spliced from 2 exons. The coding region runs from base 73 to 720 and encodes 215 amino acids. Lineage: Eukaryota; Viridiplantae; Streptophyta; Magnoliopsida; Poales; Poaceae. The record is from RefSeq and is a predicted model, not a curated record.
GCAAGAGCAAUGAACCAAUGCAACGCCACAUACGUGACUUGACUCAAGUUGAGCACACUUUGUGAUGGAGGCAUGGAGCCAACCAGAUCACCACUAGUUUUGCUCGUGGCGCAAGCCGUACUCGCUGCGGCGAUGCUGCAACAACCAUCAGAAGGGAGGGUGCAGGCAGUGGCGCCAUCAGCGCCACAUCUCGCCGGAGGCAAAGAAGCUGAAGUAGCAGCCGCUACCUCCUCGCCGGCUUCACCAUUCACCGGCGACACGCCAUUAGUUUUGCUCGUGGCGUACGCCGUACUCGCGGAGGCGAUGCUGCAACCAUCAGAGACGAGGGUACAGGCGGCUACCUCCUCGCCUUCUUCACAGUUCACCGGUGACCCGCCACGGCCCUCCCUCCCGGGCUUGCCGCCUCUACCUGGCUUGCCCGCGUUACCGCCGUCGCCGGGCUUCCCGGGCAUGGCAGGCGCGCAGUCGUCUCCUUCGCCUUCGCAGCAGCCGGCCAAAACAUGCUUGGAGCCGCUGAUACUUGCGGAACCGUGCGUCAGUUACCUGACGAACUCCAGCGUGCCGGCGCCGCCGAGAACGUGCUGCGACGGCUUCAGGUCGCUCGUCGGCGGCGGCGACAGGAUUUGCCUGUGCCACGCCAUCAUGGGCGACCUGGGUACAUUUGCAGGCGGGACGAUAGACCAGCACGUCGCCGGAGCUUCUUCUGAUGUGCAUCGUUAACCCUGUCCCGCCGAUUCUGCCGGAAUGAACCAGUAGCGCGCGGGUGUCGGAGAAAUGCUGGGUGCUCCGGGCGGCAGCUGCUACAUGCUAUCCCUUGUUCUUUUCUUUUUUCUCCCAUUGUGCUACCUAUCUCUCGGCGCCACAUAGUCACUGUUGUACUAGUACUCCCUCUGUUCAAAAUAAAUGUUUUAAUUUUGUAGUAAUUUUAAUUAGUACAAAGUUGUAUUAAGAUUAAGACACUUAUUUUAGACAAGGGAGUAGUUGGUAGCACUGCUCACAGACGUGUGACUAUCUGUUCACAGGCCACACACUUACUCCGCACUGGGUGUAUCUUGUAACACAGUAGAUCUCCUUCAGUUCCAUAAUAUAAGAAUAUUUUCUACACUA